This is a messenger RNA of Dioszegia hungarica, 1044 nucleotides long. RefSeq names its product S-adenosyl-L-methionine-dependent methyltransferase. Gene Ontology annotation, molecular function: protein-arginine N-methyltransferase activity. Bases 1 to 1044 code for a protein of 347 amino acids. The transcript has 12 exons. NCBI's taxonomy places the organism in Eukaryota, Fungi, Basidiomycota, Tremellomycetes, Tremellales, Bulleribasidiaceae. Gene Ontology annotation, biological process: peptidyl-arginine methylation. The record is from RefSeq and is a predicted model, not a curated record. Gene Ontology annotation, cellular component: nucleus.
AUGGCCUCCACAUCCGCUCAGCCCGCCGCUGCCGCCGCUGGCUCAGAGGCGCUGCCGCCUACGGAGAAGAUGACGAGUCGGGACUACUAUGCGGACAGUUACGCUCACUUCGGUAUCCACGAAGAAAUGCUCAAAGACUCCGUCCGGACCCUGUCUUACAGGAACGCCAUCAUGCAGAACCCGCACCUCUUCAAGGGCAAGACCGUCCUUGAUGUCGGCUGCGGUACCGGUAUCCUCUCAAUGUUUGCCUCCAAGGCCGGUGCCAAGCUCGUCAUCGGUAUUGACAUGUCCAACAUUCUCGACCAGGCUGAGAAGAUUGUUCGCGCCAACGGCUUCGACGAGAACCAGAUUGUCCUUAUCAAGGGCAAGCUGGAGGAUAUCGAAUUACCCGUCAAGGAGGUUGACAUCAUCAUUUCCGAGUGGAUGGGCUAUUUCUUGCUUUAUGAAUCCAUGCUCGACACUGUCCUUCUCGCUCGGGACAAGUACCUGGCCCCUGGCGGUCUCCUCUUCCCUGAUAAAGCGACCAUCUUCCUCGCCGCCAUCGAAGAUCAAGACUACAAGGAAGAAAAGAUCAACUUCUGGGAAGACGUCUACGGCUUCGACUACUCGUGCAUCAAAGAUAUCGCACUCAGGGAACCGCUCGUCGACUGCGUCGAGCUCCGGUCGGUCGUCACCCAGCCUUGUGCCAUCAAGCACAUUGAUAUCGCCACGGCUACGAAGGAGGACUUGACCUUCAAGGUGCCCUUUGAGCUCAAGGCGACCCGGAACGACUACAUCCAUGCUUUCCUCGGCUGGUUCGAUAUCUCCUUCUCGUGCUGCCACAAGCCUAUCAACUUCUCCACCGGCCCACAAGCCAAGUACACUCACUGGAAACAGACCGUCUUCUACACCACCGAGACAUUGACCGUGUCUGAAGGCGAGUCGAUCCGCGGACAAUUGUCAUGUGCGCCCAACGCGCGCAACAACCGGGAUUUGGAUAUCGUCGUGGAUUACGAGGUUACGGGGGACCAGGCGACUUCGGGCCAGAUGGUGUACAAGAUGUGA